AUGGACCGCUCCGUGCGGGUCUGGGACCUCAACUCCCUGGCGAUGCUGGCCAGCCUCGAGCAGGCGCACCUGAGCGGCAUCUUCCGGCUGAGAAAGCUGGACGCAGGUGACUCCUUCAUCACGGCCAGCCGAGACCGCACGAUGAAGGUGUGGCUUUCAUCCACCUGGCAGGCGCGAAGGACCUUGGCGCCGCCCCACUACGACGGGGUCUCCGACGUGGCGGUGGCUGUGAAAAAGGGCUGCUUCUUCUCCGCGAGCCGCGAUAGGUCUAUCCGACGCUGGGACAGCAGAAGUCUGGAGAGCGACCUGCAGCUUCCGCAUGCUCAAGGCGACUGGCUCACCGCGCUGGCGCUCUCGGUGUCGGAGGAGGUCCUUUUUAGCGGUGGAAAGGACUCCAUCAUCAAGGUCUGGGACUGCGGCCUGCGAUGCAAGGACGUGUUGCAGGGCCAUCGCGGCCCCAUAUCCGACCUGCUGACGAUCGACACUCACCUCUUCUCGGCUUCCCACGACCGCACGGUGCGGGUGUGGAAGAUCGAUCAGUUCGAGCCACUUGCCAGAAUGGUGAAUCGAUAG
Effrenium voratum is the source of this 573-nucleotide messenger RNA. The record is from the annotation of a GenBank genome assembly. NCBI's taxonomy places the organism in Eukaryota, Dinophyceae, Suessiales, Symbiodiniaceae.